Gossypium arboreum is the source of this 588-nucleotide messenger RNA. Its product is annotated as non-specific lipid transfer protein GPI-anchored 25. NCBI's taxonomy places the organism in Eukaryota, Viridiplantae, Streptophyta, Magnoliopsida, Malvales, Malvaceae. The record is from RefSeq and is a predicted model, not a curated record. The transcript has 3 exons. The coding region runs from base 1 to 588 and encodes 195 amino acids.
AUGGCCGCGAACAUCUUCAUAUUGCUCCUCCUUGGUGUGGCGGCACAGCCACUUCCACCAGCACCUCAGCAACCAGGUUGCGUGGAGGAGCUGGUGGCGUUUUCGCCUUGCCUGCCCUUUGUAUCAGACCCACCAAACAACGCCACCGACUCAGUUGCUCCACAGUGCUGCGACGUCUUCAAUUCUGCUUUCGACUCCGGCGACGGUUACUGUUUCUGUUACAUCCUCCGGCAGCCGCGGAUCUUUGGGUUUCCGUUGAACAGAGAAAGGGUUGCUUCACUGUCUUCCUUUUGCAUGGCCAAGAACAGCGUUGCUUCUCUAGACUCGCUCUGCUCUUCAGGUGCACCAGCGCUGCCGCCAUUGCCAAGCACCACAGAUUCAGGGAUAUUGAAACCAUUCAAUUCUCGUUUAGAUAAUGAUUCAACAAGCUCACCCCCAGAAUCUCCGGUCAAGUCGCUAACACCGCCAAGUUCCUCAGUAGAAGAAGCUGUUUUUUCUUCUGCAACAAACCAGAUUUACAAGCAUAUCAUUUGGUUCCUACUUGGAAUGGUGAUUUUUCUGCUUACUCUACAUUCAUUCUUGGUCUGA